Crotalus tigris (Tiger rattlesnake) is the source of this 11414-nucleotide messenger RNA. RefSeq names its product SRY-box transcription factor 6 (gene SOX6). Bases 774 to 3137 code for a protein of 787 amino acids. The record is from RefSeq and is a predicted model, not a curated record. The transcript has 18 exons. Gene Ontology annotation, molecular function: RNA polymerase II cis-regulatory region sequence-specific DNA binding; DNA-binding transcription factor activity, RNA polymerase II-specific. Gene Ontology annotation, cellular component: nucleus. Gene Ontology annotation, biological process: regulation of transcription by RNA polymerase II; central nervous system development; cell fate commitment. NCBI's taxonomy places the organism in Eukaryota, Metazoa, Chordata, Lepidosauria, Squamata, Viperidae.
AUAUAUAUAUAUCUCGGCCGAUAUAUAUAUAUAUAUAUCGGCCGAGAGAUCUUUAAGAAAGGGAGGGAUCGAGGCAGUGCUGCCUUUGGCCACAGGGGGGCAGUAUAUCGAGGAGUUGCCGCGUCCGUGGCGCCUUAUCUCUGCAGGCAGAGGCUAGGAUAAAGUUAUACCGAAAACUUUAAAAUUGAUAUCACACCCUAAUUUGUGUUCUACAGGGAGGGGGAGAAAAAAAAAGAGCUCAAAAACACACCGGGCUCUGCUUACACCAUGAGAAGGGGAGCUCUUGGCGGCGUUGUGGGCUCGCCCUACAUUCAGCGGGGGGAGUUGUUGCUGUGUCUUAGCCGGAGGUCAUGCAAAUCGACCUUAAAAGAAUGCAUAAGCCAUAAAUUAAAAUAAACCCCGUAGCCACGGACUGAUCCGUAAGUAGGCAACAAUACCUAACCUGGACAAAACGGCUUUCCUUGCCAGCUGGAAGAAAAGGAUAGCGCCUAAAGUAACCGUAAAAUAAGUUUCAUGAAUUCAAAAGAAACUUACAGUGAAUUCUGGGUACCUGGAUUUGUUUUCUAGUGUAUUUGCCUGUUAGCUGCCGUCUUGCUAUUUUCAUUUCUGAUGACAACUAUCACGGAACACUGCUAGAGCACAGAGUCAGCCUGUGACGGGGCCAGAUCACAAAAAGGUACUUGACUUUAAAGGAAAUAUGAUUCUAUGACCAAGAGCUUGUAUACAAUGAAAAUAAGUAUUUCUCCUAUUAAAACACCAAUCUUUCAAGAAGAAUGUCUUCCAAGCAGGCCACCUCUCCAUUUGCAUCUGAUGGAGAGGGAACAACAACCCAGGACUUAGCAUCACAGGAGCAAGAAGAAGACAACAAUGAAGAACUUGUCGCUUCCCAUCUGCCUCUGCACACCAUAUUGCACAACAAACCUCACUCUGAAGAGCUCCCAGCUCUAGUCACUACAAUUCAACCAGACUCAGACUGGAACAGUGUUAUCUCAACUCAGCAUAGGAUGGAGUCAGAAAAUAAUAAGUUAUGUUCCUUAUAUUCCUUCCGAAAUACUUCUACCUCACCACAUAAGCCCGAAGAAAGUGGUCGUGAUCGCAAUGAGCUAAUGACCAGUGUUAAUUUUGGAACUCCAGAACGCCGCAAAGGAAGUCUUGCCGAUGUGGUGGACACUUUGAAACAGAAGAAACUAGAAGAGAUGACGAGAACUGAACAGGAGGAUUCAUCUUGCAUGGAAAAACUACUUUCUAAAGACUGGAAAGAGAAAAUGGAGAGAUUAAACACAAGUGAACUCCUUGGAGAAAUAAAAGGUACACCUGAAAGCUUAGCAGAAAAAGAACGACAGCUCUCGGCCAUGAUUACCCAGCUCAUCAGCUUACGGGAGCAGCUUCUGGCAGCCCAUGACGAGCAGAAAAAGCUGGCAGCAUCACAAAUUGAAAAACAGCGGCAGCAAAUGGAUCUUGCUCGCCAACAGCAAGAACAGAUUGCAAGACAACAGCAGCAACUUCUCCAGCAGCAACACAAAAUCAAUCUCCUGCAGCAGCAAAUUCAGCAGGUUCAGGGUCACAUGCCUCCUCUCAUGAUCCCAAUUUUUCCACAUGACCAGCGGACAUUGGCAGCGGCUGCAGCAGCCCAGCAGGGAUUCCUUUUCCCCCCAGGAAUAACUUAUAAACCCGGUGAUAACUAUCCUGUGCAGUUCAUUCCAUCAACAAUGGCAGCUGCUGCUGCUUCUGGACUCAGCCCUUUACAGCUCCAGCAACUCUAUGCCGCUCAGUUGGCCAGCAUGCAGAUAUCGCCUGGCGCCAAGAUGCCUUCCACGCCUCAGCCGCCAAAUACGACAGGGACGCUCUCACCAACCGGGAUGAAAAAUGAAAAGAGAGGGACCAGUCCUGUAACUCAAGUUAAGGAUGAUGCUGCACAGCCACUGAAUCUCUCUGCUAGACCCAAGACAGCAGAACCUGUCAAAUCCCCGACGUCGCCAACGCAGAGCCUCUUCCCUACGAGUAAAACCAGCCCUGUGAAUGUGGCCAAUAAAAGUGGAAUCCCCAGUCCUAUUGGCAUGACUCUGGGAAGAGGAUCCUCUCUAGACAUCCUUUCCAGUCUUAACUCACCUGCCCUAUUUGGGGACCAGGACACUGUAAUGAAAGCAAUUCAGGAGGCUCGAAAGAUGAGAGAACAAAUCCAGCGGGAGCAGCAGCAACAGCAGCAACCACAUAUUGAUGGAAAGCUUCCCAACCUGAAUAAUAUGGGCCUAAACAACUGUAGAACCGAAAAGGAGAGAACACGCUUUGAGAAUUUAGGCCCACAUCUAUCAGGGAAGCCCUGUGAAGAUGGAAAGCUAGGUCCAGGAGUCAUUGAUCUUACAAGGCCAGAAGAUGCAGAGGGAAGUAAAGCAAUGAAUGGCUCUGCAGCUAAACUACAGCAGUAUUAUUGUUGGCCAACAGGAGGUGCUACUGUGGCUGAAGCGCGAGUCUACAGAGAUGCCCGGGGACGAAGCAGCAGUGAGCCGCACAUCAAACGACCAAUGAAUGCUUUCAUGGUUUGGGCAAAGGAUGAACGCAGGAAAAUUCUUCAAGCUUUUCCUGACAUGCACAACUCCAACAUUAGCAAAAUUCUUGGUUCCCGCUGGAAAUCCAUGUCAAACCAAGAGAAACAACCUUAUUAUGAAGAGCAAGCACGAUUAAGUAAAAUCCACCUAGAAAAAUACCCUAAUUACAAAUAUAAACCCAGACCAAAACGCACUUGCAUUGUUGAUGGCAAAAAACUGCGCAUUGGAGAAUACAAACAACUAAUGAGAUCUCGACGACAGGAGAUGAGGCAAUUUUUUACCGUAGGGCAACAGCCUCAGAUUCCAAUUGCCACAGGAACAGGAGUGGUCUAUCCUGGUGCUAUUACUAUGGCAACUACUACGCCAUCGCCUCAGAUGACAUCUGAUUGUUCCAGCACUUCUGCUAGUCCUGAGCCCAGCAUCCCUGUCAUUCAGAGCACUUACAGCAUGAAGACGGACAGUGGGAGCCUUGCUGGAAAUGAAAUGAUAAACGGGGAAGAUGAGAUGGAAAUGUACGAGGACUUUGAGGAUGACCCCAAAUCAGACUAUAGCAGUGAAAACGAAGCCCAUGAGGCGGUCGCUGCCAACUGAGGAUGUUUGCUGAAUUACUCUGACUUUGUUUUCUUUUCUUUCUUUUUUUUGAACAAAAAGUUCUUAAAUGAGCCUGCAUGCAUGUAUGGCUCCUUCAGUUACAUCUGCAGAAUGGUCUUAAAUGUUUCUUAUUGUGUGACACAGAUUGUUUCCUAAUUUUCAUGAACUUUUUUUAAAAAAAUUUAGGUGAAGACAUUAAGUAUCAGACAUUGGGGACUUGAAAACUGAUAUGAAUCAAUUGUUCUCUUACAAGUCUUCUCUCUCUCUCUCUCUCUCUCUCUCUCUCUCUCUCUUCUUUCCUCUUCCUGGAUGCUGAUAAAAAAAGGUUUAAGUUACUGUUUUAAUGGGGGUUUUACAUUCUCACUCAGGUAUGCUGUGCCAGCCUACAGAUUGUGAAUGUGUUUUUAUUCUGAAUUAUUUGAAAAACAAAACAAAAAAACCCUGCAAAUUUCCUAUCAUGAAACAGAACAAGUCCUAAGCGUGUACAUCUAUCUGUAUUAGCUCACCCUUUUUAAAAUAAGGUCUCUAAAUUCUUUUUUUUUCCUCCUUAGAUAUAGCUAACUUUCUGAUGUGCCAAACUUUCCUAACUUCUGAAUCUUAAUAUUUAAAAAAAAAAAAAAAGUCUUAAGGGAGACACUGUAAAGUCUUAGACAAUCCUUUGGCAUCUUAAAAAUACUGAUAUAUCUUAAAAGAAAAUCCUACUUUUUCCAGAAAAUUGUAAAAUACUCAGGAAUCUGGAGACAGGAUAUUGCUUAAAAAGUGAAUAUGAUUGCUACAAUGCACUUGUUCAAUUGCUUCUGCCUCUUGAUGUACCAUCAGUGUGAAACAUAAGUAAGCACAACAGAGUGAUCACCGGCUAAGACAGGCCUGUCUUAGCAAUGUAAGCCCACCUUCAAGUCAUUCUCUGCCCCUUUGCUUUGAAUUCUUAUAUUCAGUCUUAAUUACAUUUGGUCUUAAUGUAUUCAUUCCAGAAUGUCAGGGGGCCAUGCAGUAAAAAAAAAAUAAUUCAAAUGUAUUGUUGUAAUGGCAUUAUCAUUUGUUUGCCUUUUAUUUCUUCUAAAGAGCCCUUCCCCCUAAAAGUGUGUGGUAUCUUAAAAAUAAUGAGGCACUUAAUAUUGGAAAGGAAUAACUCUCUCUUUCUCUCUGUCUCUCUCACACACGAGGAAAUGUGUUUCUACAUGUCAGAAACACUUGGAAAAAUGCUAUUAUUAGUAGAAUAGUAUCAUAACAGGAGAGUAUACAAUAUUUAUCUACUAUGCUGUUUCUUUUUAGGAUAAUUUGUGAGGCUUCCCUAAAGUACUUCUGUUUUCUAAUCUUGAGUUAUUAUAUGUUGGUCAGACAACACUUCAUAUAUUCCCCACCUAAUAUGCCUAGUGCUAGGCAUAAUGAAAGUUGUAGCCUAACACAGUAUUGGAUGCAAGGUUUAAAACUAUUUCUGUUAAGUUUAUGUAUUAGAUUAUCUUAACUUUUUUUCUAGUACAUAGAUAGCCUAGAAAUACAACAUAGUCUUCCUCUUUCUUGGAGAGUAAAGUGCUGCCGCUGUUUAGGAAUCUUCCUAAUGCUAUUCCCAUAAUCAUCCUUUGAUGAUAUGUAACCUUAUGAUAUUAUAGAAAUUUUAAAACUUGCAGAUAAUCUGUGUUGAAUAUUAAUUCUAGAGAACUGAAAAGGAUGCAAGGAUCAUCCUUGUACUUACAAUUUCACUUUAUUAAUUUAGAUGCAUAUGCUCAGCAGUAUUUGAAAAUUUUCAAUACUUUAUGUUAUCUGCCAUAUAAGAAAAACAAAACAAAAGAACACAAAGCUAUACCCCAAGGUCAGUAUUUGUGAAUUAUGCUGGGUCUUUUAGAUCAAAACUGCUGUAGAAAUUUAAAUUCUUAUUUAUUUCAGUGUUAAUAUAUAGUUUUAUUAUACAUAAUAUUGAUUUCUAAGAAGCCAAGGGCAAGGUAAAAUUAAGCAUUCCCAAAUUAAACAUCCAGUUGUUUGUGGAUGUCAGUAUUUAACACUGAAAUUUGAAAUUGUUCCAUUUAAUGUAUUUCAAAGUACAAAACCUGAUUAGUGACUUAUAAACUCACCAACUCCUCCUUUGAUCUGGAGAGAAAAGAAUAUAAAUGCUUUCUUUUUUUUUAAUCUGACUAUCAAUAGUUACAAUUAUUUCUAACUGGUACAUAUACUAGAAAAGAUUGCAGUUUUUAUAUACCCUCUAAGUAAAACCAGUUUCACAUAGACAUUUUAUGGUAUGGUGGGCUAAAUUUUUCCAUGCCAAUUAGAUUCUCAGUGUGAAUGUUUAAUAGUGAUUAAGAAAAUAUAUCAGGUAUUAAUCCAAAUGGAGCAGCUGCCUCUCUGUUUUCCUUCCAAGUGGUAUGUUUCAUCCAAACCAUUUAAUUAUAUGAGGGUGAAUUGUACCAAGAGUUCUGCCUUCUACAGACAUGCCAUUCUUAAGACUGGAGGAAGAUUCUUAUUGGCUUGCUCAGGGGAUAAGAGUGCCAGGUUUUUCAAAAGCAUUUUAGCACUUUGUAGGAUGGCAAAGAUGAUAAAUCACCAAGUAAUAAAUCUAUGAAAUAUGACCUAGAUCCUUCUACACUUAAAUGAUUGCAAUCAUAUCUUUGUGCCUAGAGCUUCCAUUACUGAAAAUGGCUGAUGAGGCUCCCUCUGUUUCUAUUUGCAAUGGGAAGUUUACAUAGGGAGGCUUGGUCUUUUGAUUGAGGCCAUUGCAUCUUUUUGCCUAGUUCUUUUCAGAGUGUUUUAGACUGGCGUUCUCAUCAGCAACAUUAACGUAGUGUCGAGCCAAAUUAUCAUCAUGCUAUCAAAAAUCUUGUAGUUUUAGCAGAAAAAGAAAAUUAUGACCUUGCAGUUUCCAGUAAUUAUUUCUACAAGUGGAGGCAGUUCUGCAAUUUUACAAUAGGAGAUUUUAAUCCACGCAGCAAGCAGAUUGAGCAUUUGUGUGUGUGUGUGUGUGUGUGUGUGUGUGCAUGUAUGCGUGGAUGCAUACACACAUAGUCAUCAAGUUUUGGCAGCCAUUUUCUAUCAUCUAGAAUAGAAUCAUUUAUCUUUCCUAUUUAUUUAAAUGAAUGCUUCUGUCAUAUCCCACAGUUAGGACACUAAAACUGGUCUAGCCAAGAUGCAAAGGCACUUGUUAUCAUUAGCUGAUGAGAGUCCUCUUCAUCUAGUUAAGGUACUGAAAUAAAAUCCUUUGUGGUCUUUGAGAUUGCUUAGGAAUUCGAACUGAUCUAAUAGAUGUAGCUUGGAUGGGAAAUAACCUGUUAUUUCCUAAAGAACGACUAUUUAUUAAUUUCCUACAAGUUUCUCCUGUUAUAAAUCUCUCUCCAUUCUACAUGUCUCGGUUGUGUUUUUUUUUCCAUAGCUAGAAUAUGCUGUAGUGCUAGCAUUAUAUGUUUUGUAAUUAUUUUUGCACAAGGGCAAACAUUUAGUUUCGUGAGGUAUUUUCUUUUUAUAAUUCUAUGACCAUGCCAAAAUAAUAUUCUGCAGGCUGGCAGAGAACAAAGGACUGUUCUUUAGGACUGAAACUUGAUUUUACUCGUACUACAAAAACACACACUCACAGAUGUUGUUUAGUAAGUGUAAUAAGCACUGGAUAUAAAUGGUAUUUUUUAUCACUUCUAACUAAUGUGAAACUGUUGUACAAAAAAAAAAAAACGACAUGAACAAAAGUCAUCUGUUUCGACUCGUGUGGGCCUGCCUCACAGUUGCCGGAUUUGAGUCAUUUUUUUUAUGUCUUGUUAUUUCAUUUAUUUAUGCAAGAUUCUUAUAUGUAUGAAUACUUUGUUUGAGCUCCAGUCCUCCAUCUGUGUUGAUGAUCUGUAACUUAAAUUUGUGUUCUUGACGUUGAUUGGCUCUUCAUGAAUCAACAGAUGGUAGAGUGUGACUUAUUGGACAGGUUUUGAAUUUAAAAUUUGCAGUAUCAGUGUAUGAUAUUUAUUAGCCUAUACUGGCUCUAAAGUAUCUAUAAAAAUCAAGGAAGGACAAUCGUUGGGAAGCAAAAAUAUUUUUUCUUUUUUAAAAUUCAUCAUUGGAGCUCAAAACAAGGUUCUUGAGUAGUCACCAUCUCAUUUAAGAUUUUUUAAAAAUGUGUAAAUAUAACAUAGAGAUAGAAUUUUAUUUUUUGUUCAUGGAUACUUAGCUAUAUAUAAGUUAUGUAUUUACUUUUGUUCUGUAUCAGUGUACAUUGGUCCAUAUUAAAUGCUGACAAAUCACUGUACCUCAUGUAGAUUUUAUGCCUGCAGUGUGGCAGCAGUAUUGUGGACCUGUAGCUAAGCUGGCUAGUUGCCUCCCUUGUCCCCUCCUUCAAUCUGAAUCCCGUAUAAUAAACACAAAAUACUUCAGACAUUGCACCUGCUUAUAAAAUAACAAUCUCAUAUUUACUCUGUAGUAGUGGCAUUAUAGUUUGGCAGAACAGUAAAACAUUUGUCCAAGAAUUAUAACAUAGCCAGUUGUUUCUUAGUAUUUCUUCAUUAGCAAAUGAGAGCAUAGGACAUGAAGUACAACUACAUAUUUUGGGCAUUCUAGCAGUCUGUGAUUCUAGUUCAGGUGACAAAAGUGAUGAUUUCUUACAUCCUUAUUUAGCUCUGUAGGACAAGGCAAACUUAGGUCUCAUUUCUUUCAAUUAAGCUAAAGAAUCUUGGUCAAGUGUAUGAUGUCACAAUUCUUUGACAUCAUACACUUUGACUAUCUUUGCCAAGAUAGUCUGAGUAGCAACUGAUCCUCCCCCAAAGUCUACCCUCCAAUUUAAUUGAGAUUAUAUUUAAACCAACUUUAAAAACAGAUUGUAAAGGAGACAGUUUUCUUGUAAUUUGCUUCAAGCAAACCUGAUGGACAUCCUUGGUUCUUUCUUUGAAAGCAACCAAUGUGACCUAUGUUGUCAAUAGGAAAACAAAUAAAUAAGAAAGCAAAUAAAUAAUCAAGUUUGUUUGAUUAAUCCAGCCUUUUAAAGUAAGUAGUUCCAGUUGUUAAUAUAACAUAGAUUUUUUUUUAAAAAAAUCUGUGUUUGGUGUAAAACAGUAUUGGCUUGUCAAAAUAGAACUGUAGCAUUUAUAAUUCUUCAUUAAAAUACAAAAGGGCAGUAAUAAUUUUCUAUUGUCCAAGAUAAUGCUUAUUUAAAAUGAAUGUGAUGCCAUGCACUUAGAUUGUUAGAGUAACUGUACUUUGCAAACACAAAGUUUAAUAUUUAACUUUCAAGGGAAGACUUCUGACAUCUUUUGUUGACAAUUGAAGAAUAUUGUUUAAAAGGUAUAACCAAACCAUUCAACUUGACAUGAAUAAAAUAACUGAAACACAGUUUCACCGGGUUUAUAAAAGGACAGAAAGCAGCUGCAAUGGAAAUGUCUAUUUCUUAGAAUACACAGUAUGAGUUGCAGGCUUAUAUUAAGGCAUUUAAUCCACCACCCCAACAAUGUAGGCAGCAGAUUGCUGGAGAAAGAGUUAGGCAAUGCUGUUGGCAUUUUUAAAAAUGGAAAGUCUAGGCUUAGGGUUGGAAUAUGUACAUUAUGGCUCUGCAUGCUUUAAAACUAAGAAAUCAUUUGGACCCCUAUAAGCCUGGCCUUCUCUGUACAGGAAAGCAGCAGCUUCUUCUUGUUGUUGUUAAAUCUUUCAUUAUAUUCUGAAAAAAAGAUGUUGCUGCUUUAAAGAGAUGUAUUAAAGUUAAUGCAACUCUUAUGGCAGUGGAUUUUUUUUCAGGCUUGCAUGGAAGCUUGGAAAAAUUUGAGUUCUGAGGUGCUUGGCAAAGUCCAGGGACUUUUUCAGAGUCAUUUUCCAAGUGUCCACAGGCAGGACUUGUGUACAACCAAUUCAUUUGCUUUGCUGUUCAGUAGCAAUCGCUGUCUUCUGUUAUAUAAAUAUAUGAUGGUAUGCUAAUACCAUAGUCAUCAAGAGGCAGUAUAAGAAGGAAGGAUGAGAUUAUGAUGGGACAACAUUUAUACUCUGGUGUUCACUCUGUAUGAAUGAGUGUGAUUGUUAUUUACAAUAAAUACAAAACCAGUUUUACAAGGACAGCAGUAACUUGAAAACAUGAUUGUUUGAAUAAUUGUGUAAAUGAAACAAAUGAUUUUGUAAAUGCAAGCAUCACUUGAUACAUUGUUAAAGCCUGCUCUUGUUGUAUCUUCUGCUGCUUUUCAUCUAAUUUACUAUUAAUUUCUACUUCACUACAAAUAUUUUCCCAGUAAAAAAUGCCAAUGAUCCAGUAUAGAAAAACAAAAUUAAAGGGGAAGCCCAUGGUAUAUUUCAGAGUAGGUAGAUGAAGCUUUAGCAAAACCUUAUACAGUAUGUAUAUCUGGAUAGGAUUGUCAGUGCCAACAACUGCUCAGAAAUGCAGCUGGUAGAAUGUAUUAGAGUACUUAAUAUUUUCAAUUGAAAAAAAAUAGUCGCUCAGAACUUCUCUUCAUUGCAUGCGUGUUUAAAGAUUGAAGUUGGCACUUAAGCAUGACUUUAAAAAAAAAACUAACAUGUGACCUCAAUUGAUGUUUUUAAAAACAUAAAAGCACUUACGUACUCUGUUUCUUAAAAUCAUUUUACUUCACUUUCUUUUCUCUCUCCUCCACCUUUUACUACCUUCUUUGUUCCCUGAAUUUUUUUGCUAUUGCUGUUUGCUGGUUGAUAUAUUGUAAUACUGUGAUCCCACAUUAGAAAGGAAAAGAAUAUACAGAAUUUUUUUAAAUAGCUAGAUUUCUUUGUCAUUGGAUUUUAUACCCCCCCUUUUUUAUAACACCCCAAAUUAAUUUUUGGAAGCUGAGGGAAAGUAUUCAGAGGGAGCUCACUGGUGUAAAGAGAAGAGUGGUUUUAGCAUGAGUGUAAGAAAAUGCUACCCAAUUGGUGUUUAUGACAAUAUGAAAGUUCUAAAAAAGUUCAGUGAUCUGCUUGCUUUAUAACUUCUGCUUUCUUAGGAAACCCCAAGUGAGGUCUUGAUCCUUUCAAAAGUUUGGGGAAUGUGCAACUGUUUGUAUACUGCACAUUGCAGUAUUGCUAGUCCACAUUCUCCAUUGGUCUUCCUGUCAUUUGUGUUUUGCUUUCUCAAAAGCACAGGUUUUUUUUCCCCUCUGUCUUCUCCUACCUUUCAUUGGCCUGUAGCAAAUGUUAGAAUGUUUAAAUAUUUCUAUUCAUUAUUGUAUUUGCCAUGUACAAAUGUUUCAUUACCCUAAGACGAGCUUAUAAGCUGUUACUUACUGUAACCCAUUUUCUUUCCUGACAUUGUGAUGUAUAUUGUGAAAUUGUAUUCUAUGUUAAUUUAAUCAGCACAAUUCACUGACAUGCUGGACUGACAAUGCUAGCUGCUGUUUCAAAGUGUAAAGUUUUGUGUAGAGCUGUUGGGGGGGACCUCAGAGGUUCCCCACAUCAAGGUACUAUGCUUUGGUUCUCUUGGGGGUGGUUCUUUCAAAGCUCUUCUUACACCCCAUAAGUCCAUUUUUAAACUGGUAGAUUUUCUUGUACAAAUUCUUUACAGAGUGCAGGUACCUACCUGAGCCCAGGGCUGGUAAUGAUUUGGGCAUGUAAAGGAAAAAAAAAACCUAGUGUCUAUUGCUGCUUUGAAUAUGUUUUAAAAGUCUGAAAAUGUAAAUAGUUUAUCAAAAAAAGGAAAAAAAAUCUUGUACAGUCCAGUGUAAAGUUUUUAAAUGAACUGAAAAGGUUGCCAUCGCAUCUCUCACACACUCUCCUCUUGAAGCAGUUUGAAAAGACAACCAAGCUUGCUAAGGAUUUUGAUUUUUUAAAAAAUAAAAAUAUCUGGACUCUUAAUUUAAGAGGGAAAAAUCAUUCUUAGCUUUGCUUCAUAGCAUAAACAGACUUAUUGGAUUUUGUUGUGCAGUAUUGACGUGAGGUAAAUUAAAUAUUAAAUAAUUUUUCAGUGGUACUUUUAAGAAUCUUCUCUGCUUCAGAAUUGAAUAGAAAAGACAAAAUGGAAAGACGCUUUCUUUAUAUCAUAUAUUCUGGUGUAUGCUGACACCUUACUUACAUCUUUGUGAGGAUAUUUGUUUCUUCCUCCUCUUCCUCUUCUUUCUCUUCCUCCUCCUCUUCUUUUUCCCCUUCUUCCCCUUCUCUCCUUCCUCUUCCCCUUUUUGCACAAGGUGCUUUCCUGAUAUGUUUAACAUGUCAUCAUUGGGUGAUGCCAUAUACGCCAUGAUAAGGGGAUCUGACCCUUCAGGGGAGUGUCUAUAUGACUGCCUAUUUAUGCUCAUUUACCUCAAGACUGUCCUCUCUGCCCUUAAAUCUAUUCACCAUCACUCCAUAUUUUGUACUGCUGUUGACACUUACAGAUUAAAGAUAAAUUUUGUUUUA